ACAGCGUUCCGGGAGUGUAUAUGUGAGUGUAUGGAUUAACUUUCAGCAGAGCGAUGGUAGGCAUGUUGCUUUUGUUCAAGCCAUGCAUUGGGAACAGCUAUUACGCCUCAGAAAAGCCAAGAUCGAACGGUUAGAUGUGAGCAGCCUAGCACAAACAUCUAGUGCAGUGGUCUCAAGCACAGACUGCAGCAUUAAUGCAGACUCCGUUGAUGGAACACCAGAUCCUCAGCGCACAAAAGUGGCCAUCACCCACCUGCAGCAGAAGAUACUGAAGCUGACGGAGCAGAUCAAAAUAGAGCAAACUGCUCGCGAUGACAACGUGGCAGAGUACCUGAAAUUAGCCAACAAUGCUGACAAGCAGCAGAGCGCUCGCAUCAAGCAAGUGUUUGAGAAGAAGAACCAGAAGUCAGCCCAGACGAUCCUCCAGCUGCAGAAAAAGUUAGAGCACUACCAUCGCAAGCUGCGAGAGAUUGAACAAAAUGGCAUCCCUCGACAGCCAAAAGAUGUCUUGAGGGAUAUGCACCAGGGGCUGAAAGAUGUGGGCGCAAAGGUCACUGGCUUCAGUGAAGGAGUGGUAGACAGUGUUAAGGGUGGACUUUCUAGUUUCUCCCAGGCCACGCAUUCGGCAGCAGGUGCGGUUGUUUCCAAACCUCGGGAGAUUGCCUCGCUCAUUAGGAACAAGUUUGGAAGUGCAGACAAUAUAGCUAACUUGAAGGACUCUUUGGAAGAAGGUCAAGAAGACGGGACUGGGGGAAAGACUUUAGGUGUUCAUAACUUUCAGUCGAGCCCAAAAUAUGGCAGUGAGGAAGAUUGUUCCAGUGCCACAUCGGGCUCUGUGGGAGCCAAUAGUACCACAGGGAUCCCCAUGGGAGCGCCAAGCUCCAAAACAAACACUCUGGAUAUGCAGAGCUCAGGGUUUGAUGCAAUACUCCAUGAGAUUCAAGAGAUCAGAGAGAAUCAAGGGCGACUGGAGGAAUCCUUUGAGAACCUCAAGGCUCUCUAUCAGAGGGAUUAUUCCUUGAUAAUGCAGGCUUUGCAGGAAGAGAAAUACAGAUGUGAACGGUUAGAAGAGCAGCUGAAUGACCUGACUGAGCUCCACCAGAAUGAGAUCCUCAAUUUAAAGCAGGAAUUGGCCAGCAUGGAGGAAAAAAUAGCUUAUCAGUCCUACGAGCGAGCCAGAGACAUUCAGGAGGCACUAGAGGCGUGUCAGACCAGAAUCUCAAAGAUGGAGCUGCAGCAACAGCAGCAGCAAGUUGUCCAGUUGGAGGGCCUUGAAAAUGCCACUGCCAGAAACCUCCUGGGCAAACUCAUCAACAUCCUCUUGGCCGUCAUGGCUGUCCUGUUGGUCUUCGUCUCCACCGUGGCCAACUGUGUCGUGCCCCUCAUGAAAACUCGCAGCAGGACGUUCAGCACUUUAUUCGCAGUGGUCUUCGUUGCCUUUUUGUGGAAGCACUGGGAUGCCCUCGCUGGCUACUUGGAACGAUUCUUUUCAGCCCCUAGAUGAUGUUGAGAAGAACUGGCUGUUGC
This is a messenger RNA of Euleptes europaea (tarantolino), 1527 nucleotides long. It is a transcript of the gene TMCC1, whose product is annotated as transmembrane and coiled-coil domain family 1. The record is from RefSeq and is a predicted model, not a curated record. The transcript is spliced from 4 exons. Gene Ontology annotation, biological process: membrane fission; endosomal transport; endosome membrane tubulation. Gene Ontology annotation, cellular component: endomembrane system. Lineage: Eukaryota; Metazoa; Chordata; Lepidosauria; Squamata; Sphaerodactylidae. Bases 83 to 1504 code for a protein of 473 amino acids.